AUGGAAGCCAAGGGUAAUGGGAGGGCUGUAGGGAGUAGCGUGAUGUCGUUAGUGACGAUGGGGCAGUCCAGACAGGCGGAAGAACGGGGCAAGCUUUCAGCAGUCCGCUGCGCACAGGAGAAAAGCGAAGGCGAGGAGAUCGGGGAGAUGGAGUCUGGCGAGGUUUUGAAGGGAGAAGGGCGGAAUAGAUGAAUCGUUAUCGGAUUGCACCGGUGGGGGAGCGAUUGAAAAGGGUGAGAGGGUGAGGGUGAGGGUGAGGAGAAGGUUGGGGUGAGGGUGAGGGCGAGUGUGUGUGGGUGUAGGUGUGGGUGGGCGGGUGUGUGUAUGUGUGUGUAUGUGUGUAUGUAGCGGGUGGAAGAGAGGAUGAGUUGCUGGACAGAAAUCCGGGAGGGGGGGACGACGACAACGGCAACGACAACGGGCAGACAGGAUAUAGGUUCGAAAGGACGAAGCGAAAUGCAGGAAUGCAAUAG
Molecule: messenger RNA, 473 nt
Organism: Tuber aestivum (summer truffle)
Lineage: Eukaryota; Fungi; Ascomycota; Pezizomycetes; Pezizales; Tuberaceae
Source: the annotation of a GenBank genome assembly